AUGUCGGCCGGCACAUCCUUUAAGACCCCACCGCCAUCGACGCUCUCGACAAAGAUCCUCUUCCCCACGCCAUCGACACUUCUCAUUGUGCUCAACAACCCCAAGUCACUAAACUGCCUGUCUAACGCCGUGCACUGGUCGCUCGACGCGCUCCUCUCGUGGUACGACAACGAACCGAGCCUGCGAUGCGCGAUCAUCACCGGCGCGGGCCGGGCAUUCUGCGCGGGUGCGGACCUGAAGGAGUGGAACGAGAGCAACGCGCGGGCGGCGAAGGGCGACGGGUCCGGACAGCGGGUGAUGCCGGCGAGUGGCUUUGGAGCGGUGAGUCGUCGCGCUGGGAAGAAGCCGUUGAUCGGCGCGAUCAAUGGGCUGGCGUUUGGUGGUGGAAUGGAGAUGGUGGCGAACCUGGAUAUGGCCGUGGCUGCAAAGAGUGCGCAGUUCAGUCUGCCCGAGGUCAAACGUGGCGUCGUGGCUAUCGCUGGUGCGCUGCCUAGAAUUGCUAGGACUUUGGGCAGACCACGAGCGAUGGAGCUGGCCUUGACGGGGAGGACGGUGACGGCAGCGGAGAUGAAAGAAUGGGGGAUGGUCAAUGCUGUCACCGAUGAUGCUCCGGCUGAUGCAGAUGUUCUUGCACGGCCCGUGGUUAAAAAGGCUCUGGACUAUGCGGAACAAAUCAGCAGCAAUUCGCCUGACAGUGUAAUCAUCAGUCGGGCCGGUGUGAUCGCCGGAUGGGAAGAUGGAUCCGCGGAACAUGCAAGUACAAGCAUUCUGGAAAUUUGGCAGGGGAGGCUGAACGAAGGAGAAAAUAUCCACGAGGGCGUCAGGGCAUUCGUAGAGAAAAGAGCUCCAAGAUGGGUUGGGUCUAAAUUGUAG
Messenger RNA from Exophiala aquamarina CBS 119918, 873 nucleotides. Its product is annotated as enoyl-CoA hydratase. NCBI's taxonomy places the organism in Eukaryota, Fungi, Ascomycota, Eurotiomycetes, Chaetothyriales, Herpotrichiellaceae. Gene Ontology annotation, cellular component: mitochondrion. The transcript has a single exon. The coding region runs from base 1 to 873 and encodes 290 amino acids. Gene Ontology annotation, biological process: fatty acid beta-oxidation. Gene Ontology annotation, molecular function: enoyl-CoA hydratase activity. The record is from RefSeq and is a predicted model, not a curated record.